AUGCCACCCGAACGCAGCAAUGUGCCGGUGAAGUUGUCGCUGCCCCUGCAAUAUCAGCAGGACAUCUUCACCGAACUACGCCAAGAGGAUGAGCUUGUCGUGCUCGCCCGCGGCCUGGGGCUUUUGCACUUGAUCACCAACCUUCUUCAUUUUUACGAUGCGGUUGGCAACAACCUGGUCUUGGUGGUGGGCGCGGAUGAUCGGGAGAAUGAAUGGAUCGGAGAGGCUCUGGCGGAACAUUAUGCUACCAGCAAAGCUCCCCUUGCUAGGGGACUGAAGGUCAUCAAUACAGAGAAAGCUACGGUGCCGAUGCGUGAACGGAUCUACGCCCAAGGCGGUAUUCUGAGUGUGACAUCCAGAAUAUUGGUGGUUGACCUGUUAUCAAAACUCUUGGAUCCUGAGAAGGUGACAGGAAUGGUCGUACUGCACGCCGAUAAGGUGGUGGCAACCUCGCUUGAGGCGUUCAUCGUUCGGAUUUACCGUCAAACGAACAAGCGUGGCUUUUUUAAGGCCUUCUCAGACUCCCCUGAACCAUUUACCACUGGGUUCGCUCCACUGGCCAAUAUGUUACGCAACUUGUUCUUGCGCAAGGCAUCAUUAUGGCCCCGGUUCCAUGUCGCAGUGGCCGAAUCCCUAGAGGGACAUCGCAAGGCAGAAGUGAUUGAGUUGGAAGUCCCGAUGAGCGACAAAAUGAGGGAAAUACAGAAUGCCGUUCUUGAAUGCGUCGAAAUUAGUGUCAGCGAAUUGCGAAAGUCCAACACGGGUCUGGACAUGGAAGAAUGGACACUGGACAGUGCCUUGCACCGGAACUUUGACGUUUCCAUUCGACGCCAACUGGACCCGAUCUGGCAUCGGGUGAGUUUCAGGACCAGGCAAAUUGUUAGCGACCUGGGCGACCUUCGAGCGAUUCUUCAUGCUCUACUUACAUAUGACGCGGUGUCUUUUGUGAAGUACCUCGACACCAUUGUGGCUGCCCACUCUCCGCCCUCUGGAUCCAACAAGCACAACUACUCCCCCUGGCUCUUCCUUGAUGCCGCGCAUGUGCUUUUUCAGACAGCCAAGUCUCGAGUUUAUCAAGGGAAAAUUGGCAAGGACCUUGCUCGCCCGUCAUCAUCCAUCAAUUUCUCCUCUGAAUUGGACCCCGUGCUUGAGGAGCUUCCAAAAUGGAAUGUUCUAGCAGAAGUUUUGGGAGAGAUCGAGCAUGAUGCUUAUCUUCACCCGACAAAUCUGGCCGAGUCGAAUGGUACAAUACUAAUUAUGUGCAACGACCAACGCACUGGACGCCAGCUUCGAGAGUACAUUGGCACUAUGCAUGCGCGGCUUGCCCGUGGAUUGGAAAGCAGAGAAGACGAUGAUUCGAGCGAUGAUAACCCCUCUGCAGAAGUGCUCAUGCGGCGGCGCCUCCGAGACUAUCUCAACUGGAAGAGAUCGCUUUCAAACGUCAACAGAAACCUGUCGGCCACGAGCGAAGACGGAAAAAGUCAGGAAUCAUCGACUCCCCAACAGCAGCAAGGAAGACCUCCUCCAAAUAAACGCCGCCGAGUUCGUGGCGGGGGAACAGUCUCCUCGGCUGCUGGACGCGUGCCAAAUGCUAGUGUUCAGACCGAAGUUGAGCAACCGGGCCAGGUCGCUAACCUACUCGAGGAGCUUCAACCGACCGAAGUGGAGGAGAUGCAAAAAGAAGAAGUGGUUCUUGAUGAGCUCCAGGGCAUGGACGACUUCUACGAAUUGUACGAUAUGAACGAUCUGAUCAUGAUUCACCCGUAUGACGGCGACAUGGAUGAGCAUAUCCUCGAAGAAGUCCGGCCGCGAUACAUCAUCAUGUAUGAGCCCGACCCAGCUUUCAUCCGGCGGGUGGAGGUCUACCGCAGCUCUCAUCUGGGUCGGAAUGUGAAGGUAUACUUCAUGUAUUAUGGUGGCUCGGUCGAGGAACAACGGUACCUGAGCGCCGUGCGGCGGGAAAAAGACUCUUUUACGAAACUCAUCAAGGAAAAAGGCAAUAUGGCUGUUACCCUGACGCACGACAAGAGCGCCGAAGAUCCACAGGAACAGUUCCUUCGAACGGUCAACACCCGUAUUGCCGGCGGAGGACGACUCGCCGCAACAGCGUCUCCUCCUCGGGCCGUAGUAGAUGUGCGGGAGUUUCGAAGCGCGCUCCCAUCCUUAUUGCACGGGAACAACAUGAUUGUGAUUCCUUGUCAGCUAACGGUGGGCGAUUACAUUCUCACGCCAGAUAUCUGCGUGGAACGCAAGUCGAUCCGUGACCUAAUCACCUCACUGCGCAACGGCCGUCUCUACAACCAAGCCGAGACAAUGCUCCAGCAUUACAAGAAUCCGCUACUUCUAAUCGAGUUCGACCAGAACAAGUCGUUUACUUUCGACGCCUUUGCGUCCGUCUCAGCCGGCACGAAUUUCAUGACCGAUUACGGCUUUUCCUCGACGGGUGCAGCGACCUCCUCCAGUAGCAGUGCGUUGGCCAACCCCUCGAACCCGAAAUCUGCGCAGCAUCUGCUCGUGCUCCUCACGCUCGCGUUUCCGCGGCUGAAAAUAAUCUGGUCGUCUUCACCCUACCAGACCGCCGAGAUCUUCGCCGAGCUCAAAAAGAACGCUUCGGAACCAGACCCGCUGCGCGCGGUGCAGAUCGGUCUUGACAUGGACCUAUCUGCCUCUGGCGAUAAUAUGAUGGCCGUCGCCGGGAUCGAGCAUCGCAAUUUUAACCUCCUUCCGCAGGAUAUGCUGCGUGCCGUGCCGGGGGUGACGCCGCAAUCCCUUGAGCGCCUGAUACUGGAGACAGAGAACAUCAGCGAUAUUGCGAAUAUGGACGUCGACCAGCUCGAUCCAUUGGUUGGGAAGGAGGCCGCGCGCAAGAUGGUGGGCUUCUUUCGAAAGAGCGUGUUUGACUGA
Molecule: messenger RNA, 2904 nt
Organism: Penicillium riverlandense
Lineage: Eukaryota; Fungi; Ascomycota; Eurotiomycetes; Eurotiales; Aspergillaceae
Product: ssDNA endodeoxyribonuclease RAD1
Exons: 8
Coding region: 1-2904 (967 amino acids)
Biological process (GO): nucleotide-excision repair involved in interstrand cross-link repair; double-strand break repair via homologous recombination; resolution of meiotic recombination intermediates
Cellular component (GO): nucleotide-excision repair factor 1 complex
Molecular function (GO): single-stranded DNA endonuclease activity; single-stranded DNA binding; damaged DNA binding
Source: RefSeq, a predicted model, not a curated record